Molecule: messenger RNA, 4808 nt
Organism: Belonocnema kinseyi
Lineage: Eukaryota; Metazoa; Arthropoda; Insecta; Hymenoptera; Cynipidae
Gene: Madm
Product: nuclear receptor-binding protein homolog
Exons: 11
Coding region: 501-2312 (603 amino acids)
Biological process (GO): protein phosphorylation; endoplasmic reticulum to Golgi vesicle-mediated transport; intracellular signal transduction
Cellular component (GO): cytoplasm; endomembrane system
Molecular function (GO): protein serine/threonine kinase activity; ATP binding
Source: RefSeq, a predicted model, not a curated record
GACAACCGACCGAUUUACGGAACUGGGAUAGCAAACGUAACCGAAGACAUAGCGAAGCGACGGCAACGGAAAAUGAGUGUCCUCGCAUCGAGGCGUCGAAGAGAGGUUCUAUUUUGACAGUGAGAAUCGCGAAUAGUGUGCGAAAUGUCCAGCACGCCAUUUAAGCCUUAAUCUAAACCGAAAAAAGCGCAUCCGACAUCGGGACCGUGUAAGAUCAGAAAUACCGCUCCUCGGUUUCGGUGCUCGGGUUUCUGCUGCAUGUGUCACUACGUGUGAAGUGGUGUGAGACUGUGAGACGUGAACCUACACCAGCACUCGCCUAUACACAAAUUCGACGUCGCACUUCACGUGCACGACGAUUCACAAUUUCACACCACCCUGAGGCCCCAAUGCGCUCAAUGCGUAGCUGAAGAAUACUGAAUCUGAAGUGCGUCGCACCGAUGUGCCUGGUCGCUUCAUAUUUUUUGGUGGUGUUCCUUUAAUUAAUUCGUGCGUGUGUGAUGCCCGGGAGUCGCGCCAGUACCGACCCAGAGCACAAGUCACCGCGGGAAAGUGGUGAAGAUUCCGAGGAUGAGAGCGAGAUCCUGGAGGAGAGCCCAUGCGGGCGGUGGCUCAAACGCCGGGAAGAGGUCUAUGUAGGUACAAAGUAUUCCCUAGGAGAAGGCGCAAACUUUGCAGUAUCAAAAGUUGGUGAAAACGAAGUCUCUGAAAUGAAGGUCGAGCAGCGGGACGUUCCGGGCAUAGAUUGCGCCUACUUGGCGAUGGAUACCGAGGAAGGCGUGGAAGUUGUCUGGAACGAGGUGCAAUUUUCUGAGCGAAAAAACUUCAAAGCUCAAGAGGAAAAGAUACAACUGGUGUUCGAAAAUUUAACGCAGUUAGAGCACCCGAACAUCGUAAAGUUUCAUAGGUAUUGGACUGACACCCACAAUGAUAAACCUCGGGUAAUAUUUAUUACGGAGUAUAUGUCUUCUGGAUCUUUGAAGCAGUUCCUAAAACGAACAAAACGUAAUGUUAAAAAGUUACCCCUGCAAGCGUGGAAAAGAUGGUGCACGCAAAUUCUCUCUGCACUGAGUUACUUGCAUUCCUGUUCUCCCCCUAUAAUUCAUGGAAAUUUAACCUGUGACACUAUUUUCAUUCAACACAAUGGACUGGUGAAAAUUGGUUCAGUGGCACCUGAUGCGAUUCAUCAGCAUGUCAAAACCUGUAGGGAAAAUAUGAAGAAUAUACAUUUCGUAGCGCCCGAAUACGGAAGUUCGUUAACACCUGCCAUAGAUAUUUAUUCUUUUGGAAUGUGUGCCCUGGAAAUGGCAGCGUUGGAAAUUCAAGGGAAUGGUGAGACUGGCACGGUCGUUACGGACGAAAACAUUAGGAAAACGAUAGAAUCAUUAGAUGAUGCUCAACAAAAAGACUUUAUUAGCAAAUGUCUUCAAUCGGACCCACUCUGUAGACCGAGUGCAAGGGAACUAUUGUUUCAUCCUGUCCUCUUCGAAGUCCAUUCGCUCAAAUUACUUUCGGCACAUGCCUUGGUCAAUUCGGCCACCAAUAUUUCAGAGACUAUAACCGACGAAGUUCUGCAGAGGUUAUAUGGACCUGAUACGAUAGUCGCCGAAAUACGAUAUAAAAAUCGGCCUCCUCAGGAAAUUCGAUUUAGCGAUAUACCGGCUGCAGAGAAAUUAGAAAAAUUUGUGGAAGAUGUGAAAUAUGGAAUUUAUCCUCUGACUGCAUUUGUCGCGAAACUUCCGCCUCCCGCUAGGCCGAGGGCGAUAUCGCCUGAAGUUACGGAAUCUGUGAAAUCGGUCACACCAGAACCGUAUGAUGAAGAGUCUCGUAGAGUAGUCAAUAUGAUGUGUAAUGUGAAGCCUAAGGAAGACAGUAACGAAUUAAAUAUGACUAUAUUACUACGAAUGGAUGAUAAAAUGAAUAGGCAAUUAACAUGCCCUGUAAACCAAGCAGAUACUCCAAUGCUCCUCGCUCAGGAACUUGUACAUUUUGGGUUUAUUAAUGAGAGUGAUCGUGACAAGAUAGCAAAUUUGAUAGAAGAAGCAUUGCGAUGUUGCUUCAAUAAACAAAUGAUGUCGCCAGGAAUGGUGUCAUUGACCAAUCUUCCUUCCCAAACGACUUUACUGUUGCCGGGUCCAGAUUAUCCACGCUUAAAAGACACAGAAAAAUCGGCAGGUAAUGCAGUGACAUCCAGUAGUGAUAGUGUAACUAGCAUCCCGCCAAAAAUCUCAGGACUUUCAGAUUCUAGUAAUAAAAGAAAAAAUUACCAAGAUGAACCAGAACCGUCGACCAUCACCGAAUGUGGCAGUUAACCAUCGAUGACGCUUGGUACUUCAGUUCUCUGUGCCACUUUGCACGCCCUUUGUAUAGACUGGCUAUGUAUUUUUAUAUUUAAGUAAAUUUAAAGAUAGCGAGCAAGCGAGCGUGCAUGAGAGCGAGAGAUACAUGUCGACUGAAAGAAAGUAAAGGUGGGGGGUGCUGUGGCUUUAUUAUUAUAUUAAGCAUGUUCACAUGUGUGUGUUUGCUAAGCAAAUAUAGUAUGAAUGUUUUCUUCUUUUCAUUUUUCUAAAUCGUCUAAGCAAACCUUGAACUUCCAGUGUGAAUGGAGAAAUCGAAGGGCUUGAAAAACUGACAGUGAAACUAAUGUUUCCACGAUUUCGAUUUAAGACCAUUUUUGGUACUCCUUUGCCAAGAAAAGAAAGAGAAAACUAUCAAAUUAAACUCCCCUUGAAAUAUCACUUUGAGCGACAUUAAUUUUUUCAUUGCUCUUUUCUUUUACCGAAGUUUUCAUGGAGCUCUUUUGGAACUGGUAGCUUUGAAAAUCGUCGUGAAACUCGAUUUCGAGCCCUUUGAUCAAUUUUUUAGGCUUUCUCUUAGGCUUUGAUGAAUAUUUUGCAGGUGGAAAGUGACUGCGAGUUUAAUUUAAUUUAAACUUUCCAGUUCGCGCUAACCAGCGCAGUAUUUGUUAAAGCCUAAAACUUGUCAAUUCUAUCGACACCAACCGAUGCUCACGUUUACUCAUUACGAAAGCAGUCGUGUUUUGGAAUCUCGCACAAACAGAAAUGUUGCAUGUCAACAGUCAUUUGAAUUUUACAGUGGAAAAACUUUAGGCGAAACGUUGGUUUCAAUCCAAGACUUCUGUAAACGCAUUAUUUAUGCAAUGUCGACUCCACUGACCAAAGUUGUUGAAUCAAACCGCAUUAUUGAGAUGAUUGUAUGUAUAUAAACAUCGUGAAACUGGACUAAGUGAUCUGAGUGUCUACAAAUCAUCGAAGAAAAGGAACGAUGAAACUGUCGUUCGUGUUCGGCUGACUAAUUUGACUAAAAUCAAUAUGCAGUAGCUUGUAUUUAUUUAAUUAUUUCAUUUAUUGCAAAUGAAAACUACUAUUUAAUAUCACGAGGAAAAAUUCAAGUCGCAGGAGAAAGGGAAAGAUUUGAGAAAAGGCCAAUUUUACGACAAAUAAUUUCGAUUUUAUUUUACAUAUAUAAAUUGACGAGAACUAUAUUAAAUCACCUUCCUAUUAUACAGUCAAGGAUUCUAGAUGCAGUCUCGAAAACAGAAUCGGCAGCAUUUCGACUCGUUCGGGUGAUUUAUGAACCGAUCUGCGUUUGUUUUGAUUCUAGGAUUCCAAUCCUCAGAUUCCGAUCAUCAUCCAUUUGGUAUAAUUUUAAUAAUUAUGAAGAAUGCCGAAAAUAUAAUUAAGGACCGAAAUAGAAAAUUACAAAAAAAUACCGAUAUUGUUUAUGAACGAAAUUUAAAUAUUCCGAAAGUGAAUUACAAAUUCCCGAAAAAAUGAUAAAAUCUCGUGGAAUUGCACAAGUAUUUUACAUUUUAUGUAGCUUGUAAGUAACCCAGCAUGUCACUUUUAAAUUUUAAGAGGUUUUCAGUGUCCUAUCACGUAUAUAAAAUAAAUUAAUCAAAUAGAUAACAAAUUUUCAACAUUAUUUUGUGUAUUUUUCCGGGAAUUAAAAAUUUCGGUAAUUUUAAAGAUGGGGAUUUUGAAAAUUCGAGCAUUAAGAUUUAAACAAUAUAAUAGAAUUACUGAAAUCUGAUAAUUUGGAAGUUUUCUAUUUUCACAAUUAUAUUUUCAGUAUAUUUGAACAUUUGGGAUUUUGCGUUUUCGGUAAAAUGAUGCCAUCCUUCACCAUCACGACCUAGUAUCAUUGUAAAGAUCGCUGUGAUGUUGAUAGACAAUGUGGUCGUUGUGUAAUAAUUGCUGGAUUAAACAAAAAAAUGUUUACGUGGUAGCUUCGAAUAUCGGUUUUUGAUUCUUUUACGGGAUCAAAACAAUCAGGAAACUCUUGCAGUUGGACGAAUUUUGCAGUGUGCUGCAAAUCUUGAAUACUGCUUUAAUACCUGCGUAUUUUCGAUGUGAUUACAACACAAUUAUUAAGCCUCGAUGAAAAUUAGCUGAAAUCCUUGUAAAUAAUUUAUAUUUUUAAGAGAAUCUGUUGACACAGAAAACUAGUCAUAUAGCUAUAUUCGAGUGCUAAUGAACUAACACAGACCUUGUUACUUCUUUUGCAUUUGUAACACGUGCUUGGCCAAGAAGCUCUGCUCCAGUUUCAUACCUCGGUAAAAAUCACCUUCUGUGGCGCAUUUUACUAACCAUAUUAGAGGUAAUUAUUACCAACACCAUAAACUUCGAUCAUAAAUAUGUAAGUAGGUUAUGACUUGAAAUUCAAUGUAUGACUUUACAAUAAAUGAAAUUAUAAUGAAGCAAGCAAAAAAUAGUUCGACUGAAUCGUGGAUAUUAUGAAGGGCUGUACAAUAACAGUGAUAAAUAAAUAAUGUGACUCGAAUCAUA